Messenger RNA from Linderina pennispora, 920 nucleotides. RefSeq lists its product as uncharacterized. The transcript has a single exon. The record is from RefSeq and is a predicted model, not a curated record. Gene Ontology annotation, cellular component: mitochondrion. NCBI's taxonomy places the organism in Eukaryota, Fungi, Kickxellomycota, Kickxellomycetes, Kickxellales, Kickxellaceae. The coding region runs from base 44 to 826 and encodes 260 amino acids.
CUAAUCGUUUCUGCAUUUUCCUUGCUACCCUUGUUACUGAGAAAUGGCCACCAAUUUCGGACUGAGGUCGAACGUCCUGCGCGGUCCGCUGCUGCGCUCGGUGGCAUCGUCCCUGCGUGGUGCCCAGCCCAGUAUGCACACGCCGAUUCAGCAGCUGCUGAGAGCCCCGACCUUGAUGUCGGUGCGGCAUCACUCUCACCCGCGGCAGGAGCACUUUGUGGCCAACGAGUUUGGCCUCCUGUCAGACCAUAUACCCGCGCCGUGGGGCAAGCGCCCGCUGCCGCUGUCGAAGGAAGGGAUCACCAGCACCAAGGCCGAUGUUGUCGAGUGGAUGCGCGAGGUGUUUUCGCUGGUGACCUUGAAGUGGUACCUGUCGGGCUGGAAGGGCGCCGAGUUUGCCCAGCAGGCCGAGGAGCUGUACGGGCUGAUGAACGAGGCCUUCGCCAGGGGUGACCUGAAGAGCCUAAACACCAUCUGCUUCCCGAACAUGUAUGCCAAUCUCAAGAACGAGAUCAAGCGGCGGAAAGUCGACUUUGACUGGACGAAGGCAGCGACAGUCUCAGCACCCAAGGUGGUCCAGAUCCGCACUGGCCGCAUCACGUCUGACUUUGCUGUUGGGCAGGUUGUGGUCCGCGUGGACCAGGAGCAGGUGGUGACGCCGCUGGCGCGGAGAUCGGUCGGCACGGCUGGAGCAAAGGCCGCCAAGCCGGUGCAUGUGCGUGAGUACAUUGUGCUGCAGCGUGUUAUCACCGAUCCAGCUUCUCCGUGGGCCAUCUACGGCAAGCUUAACGUCCCCGAGUGGGAUGCAAUCAGCGCGCAAAAGUAGAAUGUUGUCUUUUUUAUUUUUCUGUCGCAGGAGCAAUAAACUAGUUGUCGUGCGGCACAAGAUCUUCCUUGCGCUUCAGAUCCUUGAGCGUCCG